Carassius carassius (crucian carp) is the source of this 2628-nucleotide messenger RNA. RefSeq names its product TBC1 domain family member 17-like. NCBI's taxonomy places the organism in Eukaryota, Metazoa, Chordata, Actinopteri, Cypriniformes, Cyprinidae. Gene Ontology annotation, biological process: activation of GTPase activity. The record is from RefSeq and is a predicted model, not a curated record. The transcript is spliced from 18 exons. The coding region runs from base 97 to 2022 and encodes 641 amino acids. Gene Ontology annotation, molecular function: GTPase activator activity.
UUCUGAUUGGCUGCAGCGGAGGUGGGUGGUGUCAUCCAGAAAAAAAAACCGGAAGUGUGAUUGUUUUGAUCAAACACCGUGAACUCAGGAGGAGGAAUGGAGGCGAAGCCAGAGAGUCACAAGCUGAUCUUUGAGAAGGAGGGUGUUUACCUCCACACCAAUGCCAAAAGAAGCAAUCAGGACACCACCAUCCCCGGCUUCAUCCGGAUAGUUGAGCGGGAUGGAGAGCCGGCAAUGGAGUGGAGCCCUGUUGAGGAGGAUAUGAGAAAUGCUCCUGCUGUCUUCUACACCAAAAAGGAGGAGGAAGGAGGGGAAGAGGAAACUAAGUUUGACCCGGGCUAUGAGCCAGACUGGGCCGUCAUCAGUACAGUCAAGGAGGAAAGACGACAUGAGCACCCACCAGUCAGAGCAACAGGUCAGUGGGGCUCCUUCUCCCUGCCCCUUUCAGAGCUGUACUCUCUUCGGAGGGCUCGCUUCUCUCUGGGCAGGAACUUCUUGGUGCUGACCACCAGAGGGGGUGAUCCUCUCCCUCCUCUGCACUUCCAUCAAGGGGGCGCUAGACAGCUGCUAAAAGCCAUGCAGCGUUACAUCAGACUGGCCCCGUCUCCCAUGGAUGGUAGGCUCUUCCUGGCAUACCCGCAUGAUUCUGGGGCCCUAUCGCAGUCGUUUGAUGAGCUGCACCUCUUUGAUGAUACCAGUGCAGAUCUUGUGUCUAGGUUCAUUCAGGAUCCUUACGCGACCACGUUCGGGGGCUUCUCCAAAGUGACGAACUUCUUCCGGGGAGCACUUCCACACACACAUCAAGAGUCGCCCCUCAGUAACCGCUCACCUCAGGACGCCCAUUGCCCACACCCAGCUGAUGAGGAGCCAGGCUUUGAACUCAUUACCUGUGGGGCAGAGCUCGGCCCCAGACCGGAGGUCAAAAGAGGGAAGCCUUUGGAUAACUGGGAUCAGUUUUUGGAUCCAGAGGGCCGUGUCACUGAUCCACAGAAGGUCAAGGAGCUGGUGUUUAGAGGGGGCGUUAUUCCGUCUCUGCGGAGGGAGGUGUGGAAGUUCUUACUGGGGUUCUACCCAUGGAACAGCACAACCAAAGAGAGAGAGGACAUCCUUCAGGUGAAAACGGAUGAGUAUUUCAGGAUGAAGGUUCAGUGGAAGUCAGUUAGUGAAGAGCAGGAGAUGAGGAACUCUCUCUUCCGAGGGCACCGUAGCCUCAUAGAACGGGAUGUGAAUCGAACAGACAGACACAAUUCCUUCUUUUCUGGGAAUGAGAACCCAGGUCUUGCGCUGCUUAAUGAUGUACUGAUGACGUACUGCAUGUAUAACUUCGAUCUGGGUUAUGUCCAGGGGAUGAGCGAUCUUCUGUCUCCUCUCCUCUUUGUUACCCAGAAUGAGGUGGAGUCCUUCUGGUGUUUGACAGGCUUUAUGGAUUUAGUGCACCAGAACUUUGAAGAGUCUCAAGAGGCCAUGAAACAGCAGUUGCUUCAGCUCAGCAUCCUACUGAGAGCACUUGAUCCAGAGCUGUGUGACUACCUGGACUCUCAGGACAGUGGUUCACUUUGUUUCUGUUUCCGCUGGUUAUUGAUUUGGUUUAAGAGGGAAUUCUCUUUUGAAGACAUCUUGAACCUGUGGGAGGUUCUGUGGACCCGUCUGCCUUGUGAAAACUUCCACUUACUUAUGGCCUGUUCCAUUCUUGAGUCACAAAAAGAGGAGCUGAUUGGUUCAAAUCAUGAUUUUAACUCUAUACUGAAGCACAUUAAUGAGCUGACCAUGAAGCUGGAUCUGCAGUCAGUUCUCUGUGGAGCAGAGGCUAUUUAUUUGCAGCUGACACACUGCAAGGAGCUGCCUUUGAAAGUGCAAGAAGUUCUUGGGCUGCGUGUCCAGUCCAGCUCAUCAGAAGAGAGUCCAGACUCAGAGCCUAAAGAGACACACACCCUUCUCACUCAGUCAGAGGCCAGAGGACCUUCAUCCUGCCAGAUGUUUAAUGGGCAGACGCCACAGCGCCCCCCUCCUACAUACCCCUAAUUCCAGAAGCUCAACCACCUGUAGACACACAGACAAAUUCAGUCCUGAGGUCUCCACUUAAACAUGUCCUGCUGUGACUGUGAGGGCCAUCCAGGAGUCGAGUGCGAGUGUGUGAAGUGUGUGUGAAGUGAGUGGGAGCAGAAGGCCAGGCACUGGUGUCUGACAGUGAUUUGUAAAGAGAGACAAUACGGCUCAUUGACCUGCCGGCUCCACUGUCUGUUGCACAUACCUCGCCCAGCCCUCCCAUGAGGACUCACCGCUCUUUAAACAGGACACCAGAUUGCCACAGGCCCAGGGAGGGGCUGAACGAGUGUGUGCUGUGUGAGAUGGAGAGGCAUAAUGGGAGACUAGUUGCUUUGACAAUGAGAUACCACGCAAACCGGGGGUGACGGGGUGAUAAGGUGGCACGUGAGCGAGUGUGACUUCAGUGCAAAGAAAACAAAGGUUGCACACUCUCCAUCUCUACUCAUCAGUCUCAGUCUCACACUCCUGUAUCAGAUUUCAGAAAGCUUUUGCAUCUGCUCUGAGCCUGAUGUCAUUUCAGACCUGGAAAAUCAGAUGUUCUGGGUUAUCAGUUUCAGUCUUACUGCACUUUUUUGUAGUAAC